AGCAUUAUAUUCGUAUAUGACGCCGUGUUAUUGUUGAUAUUCAUGGUUACACAUACACAGCAUUAUAUUCGUAUAUGACGUCGUGUUAUGAUUGAUAGUCAAUGUUACAGAUACACAGCACUAUAUUUGUAUAUUCAGGCUGUCCGGAAGGUUGGCUCUAUCACGAAGGCUCGUAUUAUAUCUUUCACGACAUCAGCUUAGACUACUCAAAGGCGGAAGAUGAGUGUCGCCGAGCAGGCGCAGUUGUGACAACUGCAAAAUCGAAAGAGGAACGGGAUGCCAUUCUCUCCAUCAGUUCUGUAGCUGACAGUAUUUGGAUCGGGGCAACUGAUCAGGACGUGGAAGGUCACUUCCGGUGGCCAGACGGGUCAGCUCUCACUGGAUCUAACUGGAACAAAGGUGAACCCAACAACCGUGGCAAUGAGGACUGCGUGUUAAUGACUCGAGACGGUAAAUGGAACGAUUAUCCAUGCACGCGCAAAAACAAGUUUGUGUGUAAACGAACUCCAACGGCCUGCCUGCCCGGAUGGACGUUGUACCAAGGAGGAUGUUACAAACACCACGCCGAGGACGCGGUGUACGACGACGCGCAGGCUGUAUGUGACGACGAGGACGCCGUAGUGUCCCCAACACAGAGCAUUGGCGAACUCUCCUUCAUAAUGUCUCUCAAGUAA
Messenger RNA from Gigantopelta aegis, 674 nucleotides. Its product is annotated as CD209 antigen-like protein C. The coding region runs from base 102 to 674 and encodes 190 amino acids. The transcript has 4 exons. The record is from RefSeq and is a predicted model, not a curated record. Lineage: Eukaryota; Metazoa; Mollusca; Gastropoda; Neomphalida; Peltospiridae.